Messenger RNA from Varanus komodoensis (Komodo dragon), 4571 nucleotides. RefSeq names its product centrobin, centriole duplication and spindle assembly protein (gene CNTROB). The transcript has 21 exons. The record is from RefSeq and is a predicted model, not a curated record. Bases 311 to 3358 code for a protein of 1015 amino acids. Gene Ontology annotation, cellular component: centriole; centrosome. Lineage: Eukaryota; Metazoa; Chordata; Lepidosauria; Squamata; Varanidae. Gene Ontology annotation, biological process: mitotic cytokinetic process; regulation of cilium assembly; centriole replication.
GCAUCGCCGUUCCUCCCGUCCCGUCCAGGCCGCGCGGGCCCCAGUGAGGGAGUUUUGGGUGCACGGUGAGGCUUGGCAGUGCGGCCUAGAGGGGCCAAGUCUCUACCUGCCCAGUCCGUGGUACAAAACAAAGCCACUCCUUUCAGCUACUCUGGGCAGAUGUAGCUGUGAGCAGGAGCUCCCUUUCCUGGAAAGUCUGUUGUCAUGGGAUGUUCCAUUACGACUGAGGCACUGAACUUCUGACCGCAGAACCCCUGCAGCUGGCUGGUCUGGGGGAGACACUCCGGGACGCCAGCUCCCCACGUCACCCAUGGCGGAGAAGAGCACCCUUCAGACGCUGGUCUCCUCCAUCCACAGCGAAGAUCUCUUGAGUGACAUGGAGCUUCUGCCAGGCUCGGACCCCGCAACCCCGCUGCAGCAGGUCCCUUCCUCUCAGGCAGCCACUCCGUACACCUCCAAGGUGACAGCUCAGCUCUACACGUCGCUCCAUCAGAGCCGGCGGGCUGAGGCCCAGGCCCGAGCUCACCUGGAGAGCCAGCACGGCCUGGGCCUGGGCCUGGGCCUGGCCGGGGAAGCGGAGGCCUCUGAGGUGGACCUGGAUACUCUGGCCGAGGAGCUGAACCACCAGCUCUCCACCAGCGUGGAGGCCAGCUCCUACAGGAAGGCUGCUGCUGUGGAGUCCCGCCACAUCAUGGAGAUGCAGAGUGUGCGCAGUCACCUGCAGAGCAUGCUGAGGUCCGGGGAUCUGGACCAGGGCCCACCUGCCAGUGGAAUGCGCCCCCCCAAGAGCAUCUUCAGAAAGGAACUUGGCCCUCGGACUGAAGCAGGGGAUGCCACGGCUCUGGGGACCUUUGAGCGGAAGGAUGACGACUCCUUUGAGAGCGACAGCACAACCGCUCUGCUCACCGCCCGGCCGCUGCAGGAGCUGUCCCCUCCCGGCUCCCUGGCGGGCUUCGAGGAGCUCUUUCCCCGCUACACCAGCCUGCGGCUGGGCCGAGUCCACGAGCAGCCGUCGUACACCAGCCCCUACCUGCUGAAGGAAUCUCUGGACAAGGAGCGGGCCCGGCGGAAGCACUGCGAGCGCCAGAUCCAGAGUUUGCAGCACCGCAUCUUGGAGCUGCAGCAGCAGCUGGCCGUCGCCACCUCCGCCGACAAGAAGAAGGACUGCAUGAUCGAGCAGCUGGAUAAGACCCUGGCCAAAGUGGUGGAGGGCUGGAACCGCCAUGAGGCUGAGCGGACGGCAGCACUGCAUCGCCUGCAGGCGGAGAAGGAGGCAGCGGAACAGGCGCUGGGCAAGCAGAAGGAGAAAAUCUCCGAGACAGAAGGGCGCCUUGAGCAGGCCUUGUCGGCCCUCGGCCAGGAGCAGCAAGCAGCCCACCUGCAUUGCAAAGGAAAGGAGGCCCUGGAGGAGGAGAAGGCGUCGCUGUCGUGCAGCCUGGAGGCGGAGCGGCGUCGUGUGCGCAGCCUGGAGGCCGAGCUGGACCUGGAGCACCGCCAGCAGGAGACGCUGAGGGCCGCGCUGGAGGAGCAGCAGAGGGGCUGGGCCCAGCGCGAGAGGCAGCUGGAGCAGCAGCGCCAGGCCCUGGAGGAGGAGGGCCGUGCCCAGCUCGGCAGGGAGAAGGAGGCGAGCCAGCGGGAAGCUCAGAAGGCCGCCGACGCUCAGCGAGCCCUGGCCUCCCUGCAGGCCGAAAUGCAGGGCCUGCAGGCCGAGCUGGAGGCCGUGCGCCGCGAGAGGGACAGCCUGAAGGUGGAGAUGAGCCUGGUGAAGGCGCGUCAUGAAGCGCAGAAGGUCAACCUGGAAUCGGAGCUGAAGGUGGCGCUUGAGCAGCGGGUGACGGAGCGCCUGGCCGAGGUUCACGAGGACACCCUGCGCCAGAUGAGUGCCAUGCGGGAGCAGCACAGGAAGCAGCUGCUGGAGCUCAGUAGCCACCACGAGAAGGAGUUGGCCGCCCAGCUGACCCAGUUCAAAUCCGACCUGGCCGAGAGGGAGGGGCGGCAGCGGAGCCUCACUGAGGACUACGAGCACAGGCUGGGCAAACAGCAGGAGGAGAUGCAGGAGCUGCAGGCCAGGUACCGGCGGCUGGAGGCCCAGCGAGCCGAGAUGGUGAGCCAGUUCCAGGCCAUGAUGCAGGCGCACUGGAACGAGGCCCUGCGCCUCUUGGCGGGCAGCAGCGGCUCCCCCCAGCUUUGCAGCAAGGCUCAGGAGCGCGUCAUGCCCCCCGACCCGGACCCCGCUUCUGACCUGGAGUCCCCACAGCCUUCGGACUCCCUGAGGAAGACUCAGCCGGUGGAGGCUCUUGGGAGCAGCCAGGGCGCUGGGGACUGUGGGGGGGCUGUGUGGACCACGGCCGCCCCCCUUCUGCCCCCUCCUGCUCAGCAUAACGCCCUGCGGGCGGCUUUCACGGUGCCCGAAAAGUCCGCCCAGGACCCCUGCCGGCCCUUUCUCCCCUUGCUGCCCGACCCGGGGCGGGUCUCGUCGGAGUUCAGCCGCGUGCUCAACUGCAGCCUCCUCAGCCAGCAGGGCUUCCAGCCGCUGGACCCGCAGGUGGACGCCGCGGUCACCGGUGCAGGUCUGACUUUCCACCCCGAGAACCUCGCGGAGCACCCCUUCACUGACGAGGCGGACGAGGCCGGCAUGGAAGGGGCGGCCGAUGAAGGGGGAGCCCUGCAGUCCAGAAGCCUGGAGAGCGAGGGGCAGGGGCCGGUGCCCCAGCCGGACCCACAUUACUACUUGCGCCUGCUCUGCGAGCGCUCUGUCUGCGACAGCUUUGCUCAGCGGCAGGACGAGGGGCCCCCAGACAGCCCGCCCCAGGCCACCCAUCAGACGCAGCUGGGCACGUCUUACCACGAGCGGUCCACCGCCCUCUGGGAUCCGGCACAGCCGCCGCUCAGCACCAUCCGCAUCCAGCCACCCAGCAGCUCCGCCGUCCACAAAAGCAAGGUCUCCUUGCCCAGAGCUGGGCUGGCCCACUCGAACCCGGACGCGUCCAGCCCUCCCCGGCAGAACCCCGCCCGGGAGGAGGGGGUCCUCUCCCCCAGGCAGGUGGCCGAAGUUUCACGCCUGCUGAAGCAGUACCAGGCCAAGGGGAGGCCUGUGCCUUCGCCUGAGGAGCUGUACAGAUACUUGCGUGGGAUCGGCGCGCACGGGGCAGAAACCAAAAGCGACGGGAAUCUGCAGACGCGCCGGAACCUCGAUUCCAAGCUGGUGGAAGCCAUGCGGAAGGAGGUGGCCCCCGCCCGCCGCAUGGGCAUCUCAGGGCUGCCACGGGAGAAGGCCCCUGCCAAAGCCGGGAAGAAGCCUGGAGGUGUCCCGGCCUCCAAUCCUCGCACCAGCCGAGGAGGAACGGUCUGGAGAUGACCUUCUGCAGUCGGUCUGCUUCCUUCUGAAGCCGGCCAGCCUCCUCUUCCAGGCCACGAGCGCCUGGGCACACCUGCCUGUGAGCUCCGCGCAGGGAUGAAAGCACCUCCUUCCACCUCCCGUUUCACCUGCAACGAUUUUCUCCCACAUGGAGCCUCACAUUCUGCUUUUCCAGAAAGGGAGGACUGAGCUCAUGCAGGCAGGAUUGGUCGUUUUUUGUCUUUCUGCAUUUGGCUUAAAUCCUUCUGUGCCGAGACGUGGGGUGGCAGCAACCGCAGCCCUUAAAAAGAAUCCCUUACAAGAGUCACACAGCGGAGACCCCCGCCAUCCCCUGUGCUCCGAGGGGUCCGUCAGAGCGGCCGUUCCCUUCAGCAGAAAACAAGCCUCGUUGCUUCUCGGAUAACCUGGCUGUAAACGGGCACUUGGGAGUAUUUCCGGGGUGAAGUUGUGAGAUGUCCCUCACUAUCUUGCCAAAACCGGCUGUGCCUUCUCCACCGAAAGCUCCGCCUUCUGAUGGUUGUGAGCACUGAGUGUGCUGUUUUAGACACACUUGGAUUUGCUGUACCAAUUUGCUCUUCCUUGCACAGUUAAUUAUUUUUAUACCAUUGUUUUCCAAAUAAAUGAAUGUUGAUUUAUUUUUAGGCAAUGGGUUCACCCCCCACUGGCUGUUGGCUUCUCUCUUCCCUCCUCUCUGUUCUGCUUUCUACAGUCGUUGGAACACGUAAAAACAUCUGCAGAGACUUUCCUUUGUUCUUCUCCAGACAGAUCUCUACUGUCUUCCUGGGAAAAAUUGGUCUGUUGGGGUGGGGGUUUUAAAGAACUGCCUCUCUUCCCAUGGGCACAGUGCCAGUGGAAAUCCUUCAAGUGUCUCCCCCAAAAUAUGGGGCACAGAAGAGAAGAAAGACAAAGAUGCUGGUGUUUUGCUCAGCUCUCUGGCUGUAUGAGAACCUCGGCCACCAGCAGCUCUGGCCCAGGCUCACACUGGCACACGGUUUCCCCCAGCGGGUUCCUAACUCGCUUGCGCUCGCCUUGUCGCACGCUGCAAGCGGGUGUGAGAUUGCAUAUGUGCCCCAUGUGCUCUGAGCCCAGCCCUUGUCCUGGUCCCCUUCAAAUCAAGCUCUCAUUCCACCCAUUCUCCAUAGGAACAAGCCCACCCAGCUCUUCAAAUCAUAUCCAAUUUAGCCAGAAUAAAAGACAUGCUUUACUUCAGACC